Cololabis saira (Pacific saury) is the source of this 2469-nucleotide messenger RNA. RefSeq names its product F-box and leucine-rich repeat protein 6 (gene fbxl6). The transcript has 11 exons. Gene Ontology annotation, molecular function: protein binding. Gene Ontology annotation, biological process: SCF-dependent proteasomal ubiquitin-dependent protein catabolic process. NCBI's taxonomy places the organism in Eukaryota, Metazoa, Chordata, Actinopteri, Beloniformes, Belonidae. The record is from RefSeq and is a predicted model, not a curated record. Gene Ontology annotation, cellular component: SCF ubiquitin ligase complex. The coding region runs from base 112 to 1758 and encodes 548 amino acids.
GCUUCCGUGUUGUUCUUUAGGGAAACCACGCUGUUCAGAUGUCGCCGCACACGACUCGCUGACGUCUGCUCCUGGAUUUACUUUCAUGGUCAGGACGAGAUAGCAGCAGCGAUGGAGGCCUCCGGCUCAGAAGCGUCGACCGGGAGCAGGAGAAGGGAGGCCGGUGGUCCGUCGGGUCCGGGGUUGGACGGACCCAAGGCGAAGAAGAGGCCCGCAAACGCCAAAGCCAAGAAACCAAAACGAGCCCGAGUGUCCCGGCCUGCCUACACCGUCCACCAGGGGGAGGACAUGCUCCUCGUGGUGCAUAACGCCGCUUCCCAGUACGAGGGUUCGGCCUGGACCCCCAAGAAGAAGAAGAAGGGAAAGGUAAAAGCCAAUCAAGUCAAGAAAAAGACGACCGGCGUCAAACGCAAAGUGGAAAAUAAAGCAGUCAAGGAGGAAGAAGUGGACACCAAGCCGCCGGCGCGUCGGAGGGAAGCUGAUCCCAGAUGGGGGGAACAUCUGCCGGAGGAGCUGCUCGUCAGCAUCUUUCAGAUGGUGGUCCUGCAGGAUGGCGCCGUCCCGUUUCUGUGCAGGGUCGGGUCGGUGUGCCGCCUCUGGAACGCCGCCGCCUCCAGCCCGGCGCUGUGGCGCAGCGUGACGGUGGGAUUCUGCUGGAUCGGACCAGGCAAGACUCAGCUGCCGAAGACGGAGCAGAAGAUCCGGGACACGGUCACCUGGCUGGCAGAGAACAGAUUCUCCCAGCUCAGAGAUUUCUCUCUCUGUCACUGGAGCAAGAAUGUUGACUUUGCCAUCGAGGUCGUCUCUCGGUGCUGCCCUCAGCUCGGCUCCAUCAAGCUGUCCUACUGCUCCGGUCUGACGGCCAAGAGCUUCCUGGCCCUCGGCCAGCACAGCCGCUGCCUGCACAGCAUCAACGUCCAGUACUCAGAGUUUCAGGUCAACUGCCUCCUGGACUACCUGAUGCAUCACGGACACCAGAUCAGACAAAUACUGUUCACUCACGGACCAAAGAACGACCGGCUCCUGGCGGCCAUCGCCAAGGGACUUUGUCCCGACCUGGAGAUGUUGGAGGUCAACACCAAGCUCGACAGCAAACAGUGUGAACUUCCUGUUUACAUCCAGGCGCUGCAGAAGGCCUGCCCAAAACUCAAGUCCUUCCGGAUGCUGAACGUCACACCUCUUCACAAGACGAUGCGUCAUGGUGCCGACUCGGCGUCCGGCUUCCCAUUACUGGAGGAGCUCUGCCUCGCCACCACGUCGUUCUCCUACAUGACCGACAAAGAUCUGAAGGACGCUCUGUUUGGCUCCCCGAAGCUGCGGGUUCUGGACCUGCGAGGCUGUUGGCGGGUCACGCCGGCCGGCCUCGCGGCGCUGCCCUGUCUCGAGCUGGAGUGUCUGUUCCUGGGGCAGUACUUCAACAUCUACUCCGGGCUGUGGACGCUGAAGACGGGGCUUCACUUGGUGACCCAGAAGUGGUGUCAGACACUGCAGCAGCUCGACCUGGCCAACCAGCUCUUCACCGAGGAGGACAUGGAGCUGGCGCUGAGUCACCUUUCCCAGGCGGCGAAGGCGGACACGCUGCGCUCACUCAACCUCAGCGGGACCAGGGUGACGCCCCGCGCCCUCAGGGCCGUCGUCGGACGGAUGACUGCUCUGGACUACCUCAAUCUCUCCUCCUGCCGCAAUCUUCCCAGAGGAGCGAAGAAGAUCUACCGCGGCCAAGAAGAGAUCCGGCAGCUGCUGGACGUACUGGACUGAGUCCGUUCAGGGGACUCGAGUGUUGAAACGUGCCUCGUUGAGGACGAUACUGUUCACGGGAAACUCUCCCUCAGGUUCUUUUCUAAGUGUUUUAUACGUAAACCGAUGACUUCACUUACAACCAACUUCCAGAGGAAGCAAAGUUAGGGUUGUGAAUCAGUGGGAGUCCCUGUUUCUACUGCAUCGAUUUCACUUAAAGUUCUACUUUUAUUUAGAAAUAUGCCAAUUUAACAAAGUAAAAGACAACUGUGACUCUGAUUUUCUUAGUAGUCGUUAUUGAAAAGCUUGAGAAGCCUCCUAGAUUUCCAGGAGGCAGCAUCUAAAAACCGCCUCUGGUCACCAGUAGAUAGACAUCCAGCCGAUCAGAAAUAAACCACAUGACAUAGGCAGAGCGAUAACCAGACUGGUAUCAACAAAAAACAUCCAACAUGGCUGCAGCGGAGUAGUUUUACGGUAUAAACGAGUCCCGGGUGGUUAUUAGCAUUUCUUCACCCAUCUAUCACCCACUCUGGGGUUCUUGAAUGCUAUUGCGUGUGUCGGUACAUUUUGUACCAAUGGAAUUUGCUGAUACGAGGACGGGAACCGGACCCAUUUCAAGCUGGGAGGGAUGUUUAAGUGUAUAUAUUUGGAUUUGUUUUAUGUUAUCUCAUUUAAAACACAAUAAUAAUGAUGUCAAAUGGUUUUACGCACAAAUAAAUGUCCAGAACAUCA